This is a messenger RNA of Papilio machaon (common yellow swallowtail), 2525 nucleotides long. RefSeq names its product RNA polymerase-associated protein Rtf1 (gene Rtf1). Lineage: Eukaryota; Metazoa; Arthropoda; Insecta; Lepidoptera; Papilionidae. Gene Ontology annotation, cellular component: Cdc73/Paf1 complex. The record is from RefSeq and is a predicted model, not a curated record. Gene Ontology annotation, molecular function: DNA binding; RNA polymerase II C-terminal domain phosphoserine binding. The transcript has 19 exons. The coding region runs from base 97 to 2448 and encodes 783 amino acids.
UUGUAAAAAAAACAUUUUGUGUGUAGCGAUUGACGGGUAACUUCGUAGCGUAAAGAAAAAAUCUUGUGUCGUUCUUUCUAGAUAUAGUGCUCACAAAUGGCUAAAAGGAAGAAUAAGCCAUUGAUCGAUUCAGAUUCAAGCAGCGAUUGCUCAGACUUAGACUCGCAAUUCCUAAACUUAGCAAAGAAAAAAAAGAAACCAGGAGAAUCACCACCACCAUCAAAAUCAAACAACAAAUCAUCAGAUAGUGAGUCUGAUUGGGACGAUGAUGACAAAAAAGAUGGCAAAUCCUCUUCAUCGUCAAACUCAGAAUCGGAAAGUGAUGCAGGAAGUGAUACAUCCAAGAAGAAAGACCCACCGAGACCUGCCAGGAAGUCCUCGUCAGAUCAUACGGAUGAAGUUAAAAAGAAACCGGAACAGAAAAUGGCAGAAACCAGAAAGAGUAUAGACAGUGUUGGUUCAGUCAAGAAAAAAGAUACAUACAGUGAACCUGAAGAAGGUGAAGUAUCAUCCCAUUCGUCAGACAAUGAUUCAAUAGAUUCCGAAGAAGAAUUUGAUGAUGGUUAUGAUGAAAAUUUAAUGGGUGAUGAAGAAGAUAGAGCGAGACUUGCAGCCAUGUCAGAGAAGGAGAGGGAACAGGAGAUAUUCAAACGUAUCGAGAGAAGAGAUCUAAUGAAGACAAGAUGGGAAAUAGAACGUAAGCUUCGUCUCGCAAAACGUACUGCGGCGGAGCGCGGAGCUUCCCCCGGAGAGUUAGCUCGGAGGAGAGACGCACGACGGAGGAGACGAGCACAGAAGAGAGAAGCCCCGAGAGAGAGUGAGAGACCGCCAGAAGAGAGAGAGAGAAUGGACAGAGUCGAGAGGAGAGAAUCUGAAUCGGAACAACCGAAGGAAAUUGAGAAGGAAAACGAAAGUAUGCAACAGAGUCCCGGAGAAAUAUUGGAUGAUCAGAAAGAUAAUGACGCUUCUCGCUCGACUUCUCCCCUGUUCGGUGCGAAGUCUGAAGGCAGGAAGAGGAAUGUGGACGACAGGCGACAGAACGCGAUGGCGGCGUUACGCGCUCAGAGAGACGCCAAGGCAACUCGCACUGAGCACAAGCAGAGGAAGAGAAUGGAGCAGGAAAAAGACAAGGAUGAUGAUGAUGACGCAGAUGCGGAGAUCAUAGGAGGUACAAGUAAACAGAGUGUCAAAUUAAAGGCAUCAGAUAUAUAUUCUGAUGACUCCGGCUCUGAUUCUGAAGAUAACAAGUCACAGGGUCGUCGCAGCUCCACUAGUUCUUCUUCAUCAGGUGGUGAGGAAGAAGAGAAGAAGAGAGAGGAAGUGGAAGUGAAGUACGCGGAUACAAGAGAUCAGAUCAACAAACUUAGGUUAAGCAGGUUUAAGUUAGAAAGACUAGUACAUUUGCCAUUCUUCGCUCGCGUUGUCACAGGAUGUUUUGUACGUAUUGGUAUCGGUAAUAACAACGGAAAUCCUGUAUACAGGGUGGCAGAAAUAAUAGAUGUAUACGAAACAGCUAAAGUAUACAAUUUGGGUAAUACAAGAACUAACAAAGGUUUAAAGUUACGUCACGGGACACAAGAUAGAGUUUUCAGAUUGGAAUUUGUCAGUAAUCAGGAGUUUACAGAUAAUGAGUUCGUGAAAUGGUACAAAGCUAUAAAGGACGCUAACAAAAAACCACCAACAAUGGACUUUGUUAGGAAUAAAAUAAGUCAAGUUAAAGAAGCUCUUAUGUAUGAAUUUAAAGAAGAAGAUAUAGAAAAGAUAGUAGCAGAAAAAGAAAGAUUCAGAUCACAUCCAACUAAUUAUGCGAUGAAAAAGACACAAUUAAUGAAAGAAAGAGACGUUGCACAAUUGAGAGGUGAUGAUGAAUUAGUUAUGGAUUUAAAUGCAAAGAUACAAGAAUUAGAAGACAGAGCGAGUCAAUUGGACAAAACUAGAACAUCCUCCAUACAAAGUAUAUCUUAUAUAAACAAUAGGAAUAGAAAAUUAAAUGUAGAAACUGCUGAAAAAGCUAUUAUGGAAGAGGUAAAAGCUAACAAAGGUAAAAAACAAGAUGAUCCAUUCACACGACGGCAUACGAAACCUGUUAUGAACUUUAAAUCACAUCAAGGUGGAAGGAGUCAGGAGUUGAUGAGGAAUGAAGAAGCUGCGAUGGAGGAGCAGCGACUGCGGGAGGAAGAGGAGAGAGUGGAGAGGGAGAGACAGGAGCGAGAUAGACUGAUGAUGCAACAAAACGAACCAGAGAGACCUAAACGUGAGAAGACAAGUUCGUCAGACAACACAAGUCUCUACUCUCUGCAUGACUUUGAUAUUAAUAUUGACUUGGACUUACCUGUGGCCAAAUCAAUGAGUGCACAACCGAAGCAAGUGACUGGUAAAGUGAAAGAGACUGGACCAAAAAGGUCUCUCAAUUUAGACGAAUACAAGAAAAGACACGGACUUAUAUGAGUUUUGUUUAUUAUUUUGUGAUAACAUUUGAAGUGUUGACGGGACUUGAAUAACUAGGGUAACCUAUAUGUUAUGUC